Aspergillus bombycis is the source of this 1230-nucleotide messenger RNA. RefSeq names its product magnesium transporter CorA family protein. Gene Ontology annotation, molecular function: magnesium ion transmembrane transporter activity. Gene Ontology annotation, biological process: intracellular magnesium ion homeostasis; magnesium ion transmembrane transport. Gene Ontology annotation, cellular component: plasma membrane. The coding region runs from base 1 to 1230 and encodes 409 amino acids. The transcript has 2 exons. NCBI's taxonomy places the organism in Eukaryota, Fungi, Ascomycota, Eurotiomycetes, Eurotiales, Aspergillaceae. The record is from RefSeq and is a predicted model, not a curated record.
AUGGGUCUGGUGGCAGACAUCCACCUGGACGGCGCUCCUGGUGAGCGCCUAGAUGUCAGCCCAUGUAUAGAUGACCCUACAGUCCCGGACUCCGACGCCAGCGGACCUGAAGAAGUGGAUGAAUUCAAAGACCGAAAGAUGUCUUUCUACGAUGAAAGAGGAGCCGCUCCUGCGACCCAGUUCAGCUUCUUUACAUCGCAACUGGAUUCUGUCAUCCAUUCGUCCACCAUCCAGUCCCUGCGGUCGUUCUAUAAACCCUUCGACACGCUGCUAGACACCACAGAACAUUCCGGGCUAUGGUGGCUCGAUGUAACCGUCCCCACGGAUGAUGACAUUGAAAAACUUUCGCAGAUCUUUGACGUCCAUCCGCUGACCACUGAAGAUAUCAAAAUGCGAGAGUCGCGAGAGAAGAUCGAAUUGUUCGGUCGGUAUUACUUUCUUUCCCUGCAGCCGGCCCGGCAAGUCGAGGCCGUCGAUGGCACUCGAUCUUCCUCUCCGAACGUGUAUGCUAUCAUCUUUCGUGAGGGUGUCCUCAGCUUCAACUUCGGCAACAGUCCCCACGGGGGUCAUGUCCGAAAUCGGAUCAAGGAGCACCGGAGCCAUCUAGCAUUGACCAGUGACUGGAUCUCUUACGCCCUCAUCGAUGACAUCGUGGACGGCUUCGCGCCUUUUAUCAAUCGCGUCCAAGCCGGCGUUGAAUUGAUCGAAGACGAUGUGUCCAUAACCCGGCCGGAUGACAUCGGUCUAGCACUUCACCGCAUCCACCGAUAUCGGAAAGAGGUUCUGCAAAUCCGCCAACUGAUGAACGACAAAACCGACGUCAUCCGCUGCUUCGAUCGCCACUGCGGCUCGUUCGGUCCCUCAACCAUGGAUGUCACUUUGUAUCUCGGCGACAUCCGUGACCACGUGCUUUCCAUGAUGGCCGAUCUGUAUAAUGCAGAGCAGAUGCUGUCGCGAGCACAGGAGAAAUAUCUGAGUCAGUUAGCGUUCGAUUCGACGCGCAUGCGUAAUGACAUUGCGGCAACUCUUAGCCGGCUCACGGUCAUCGGCGGGAUCAUUGUGCCAAUGCAGUUUCUCAUCGGUCUCUUCGGUAUGAACGUAACUGUCCCGGGGCAGACUCCGGAGGACGAGGAUUCGCCACCAGUCAACUGGUGGUAUGGUAUCUUGGGGGUGAUUUUGGGUUUGAUCUUUCUCGGGUUGAUCACUGCGAAGCGGCUCCGAUUUAUUUAG